Nematostella vectensis (starlet sea anemone) is the source of this 4750-nucleotide messenger RNA. RefSeq lists its product as uncharacterized. Gene Ontology annotation, molecular function: metalloendopeptidase activity; serine-type endopeptidase activity; zinc ion binding. Gene Ontology annotation, biological process: proteolysis. The record is from RefSeq and is a predicted model, not a curated record. Lineage: Eukaryota; Metazoa; Cnidaria; Anthozoa; Actiniaria; Edwardsiidae. Bases 124 to 3654 code for a protein of 1176 amino acids. The transcript has 24 exons.
AAAUUACCAACUUCCGCUAUAGCAUUUAACACUGAAGAACUCGAGUUUCAUAUCAAGCAAGGGACUUGGAGCAGGGCUUUCGUAGCUUGUGUAUCCUCAUCAACUUUUGUUUGACAUAAAGCCAUGGCAAGGCUUUUGCUAAGACUUUUAGCGUUGACCUUGGCGUGCCGGUCAAGUUCUCUUUCCACUGACCCAGACACUGCCGGCUCAUUUGAUCUGAUCUUGCAAGCGAAUCUGGAGUUAGAAACUAGAAAACAAUCAAGCCCUCCCCUUCCGGACAAUGUAUUCGAAGGAGACAUCGCGCUUACGGAGGAGCAGCGACGAAAUAUCGAUUUGUUUGGAAACGUGUAUCCCGGUCUUGCCUCCACAAAAGACAAUAAGAUCCGCUGGCCAAUGGGGGUGAUCCCCUACGAGAUAGACUGCAGUUUGCAAAACAUGCCUGACGCAAUGAAAGCAAUCCGCGGCGCCAUGGACGAGUGGCAAGCAUCCACGUGCCUAAGAUUCGUACCACGCACCAACCAAAAGGACUACCUGUGGUUUUUCCGGCAGAAAGGGUGUUGGUGUCACGUGGGUCGGAUCGGAGGCCAAACCAGUCUCUCGGUAGGGUACGGAUGCGAGUACCAGCCUGUCAUGACGCAUGAGAUCGGUCACGCAGUCGGAUUUUUCCACGAGCAGAGCAGACCCGACCGUGACAGCUAUGUCCAAGUCCUUAUGCAAAACAUUUUGCCAGGUUUCGAAAGUGCCUUUGCGAAGUACGGCCGAGGCAAGCUCGACGCACUGACUAUUCCUUACGACUACGAAUCGAUUAUGCAUUAUCCGUUCACGGCGUUCUCCAGGAACGGACAGCCUACCCUGGAGACCCUGAAACCGCUGAACGGAAAGAAGCCCUAUAGAAAGCUGAGCCUGCUCGACGCCCAGCAAGCCAAUAUCAUGUACAACAACUGCAAGAAAGGAUCUGAUGGAAGAAGACACAAGCGUUCAGCUGACGAUAAGACGGAUCAUCGCGCCAAAAGAGCCGUGUGUGCCGAUCGUAAUAUGUAUUGUCCGCAAUACAAGCAGUGGGGAAGGUGCAGUGAUUCGUGGACAAGGCAAAACUGUCAGAAGAGCUGUGAUCUUUGCCCACAACAGCAAGAUGCAUGCAGGGAUUAUUCCUCUAGAUGCGCUAUCUACAGAAGGUACUGCAAUUCCAAUAGAUGGGUCAUCGCCAACUGCAGAAAGACAUGUGGACAAUGUAGGGUGACAAGUUCCUGCAAGGAUAACAACUAUAACUGCCCCAGCUGGGCCCGGCGAGGCGAGUGCCGUCGUAACCCGCGCUACAUGCGCCCCAACUGUAGAAAGAGCUGCGGAUUAUGCACUACUAGCCCAAUACCUUCAACGCCUCGACCCAGGCCUCCAACGCCUCCCAGACCUCCCACCCCUAGACCCAGGCCUCCCACGCCUCGUCCCAGGCCACCGACACCAAGACCAUCAGGGGGCGUAUGCGGUGUGCGCCAAUAUGGGCGUUUCCCCGGGAGGGUGGUGGACGGACAAACUGCCGCAAAGAACAGCUGGCCCUGGCAAGCUCAGCUCCAUUCCCCUUAUGGCACGCACUUUUGCGGGGGAUCUCUGGUCGCGAGAGAGUGGGUGCUAACAGCCGCUCACUGCGUCCAGAGUAAAUCCGCCUCUUCAAUUCGCGUCAGGCUUGGAGAGCACAAUUUAAGGCGUGGCGACGGAACCGAGCAAGACUUCACCGUUCGUCAAGUGAUCGUGCAUCCGAAUUACAGACGACAGACAACCGACAGCGAUGUCGCACUUCUGAGAUUGAGUCACCCCGCCACGCUGAAUAAAGCUGUGAGCCUUAUCUGUCUUCCCAAGGAAGGGGAAAGUGAGGCUGUUGGUAAAAACUGCUACAUCACAGGCUGGGGAAGGACUGGGUACAACCGUCCUGGCGCAUCCGUGUUACAGGAAGCCAUGAUGCCAAUUGUGUCGCAACAGACAUGCGCAGCUGCAAUGAGGCGAUGGGGAGUUGUGACGUCACGGAUGAUAUGUGGAGGUUUUGGCGCCGGAAGUACAAUCAGCGGCUGCUUCGGUGAUUCCGGGGGGCCCUUUGUGUGCCAGGGGAGUAACAAGAGGUGGAACAUUCAGGGCGUGGUCAGCUGGGGUACGCGCACGUGCAGCUCCGGUCAGAACGAGUACACGGUUUACGCACGUGUCGCCCAGUUCGUCCCUUGGAUUCGCAAGUACAUUGGAAGUACCACACUACCUAUAACACCACCACCACCCACCCCUUCCCCACCUCAAACGCCACCCCCUGUGAAUACUCCACCGAGACCUGAGACCCCCGAACCGGUCAAUACGCCACCUCGGCCCCAGACUCCGGAACCAUUCACGCCGCCUAGGCCCCAGACUCCCGGACCACACUCCCCUCACCCUGUCACGAACAAGCCUCCGCCACUUCCUUGCGGGAGCCCUAAGGCUCUUGGGUUCGAAAACAAGGAAAUCCCGGAUGCUUCGCUGUCUGCAUCGUCAAGUAUAAACAGAUGGCACGGUCCCAAUGAAGCGAGACUCAACCUGAAAGCCGGCGUGACGGGUGUGGGGGCGUGGUGUGCACGUGACAUAACGAAGGACCAGCACUUGGAGGUAGACUUGGGGACAAGUCACGUGAUCACGCACGUGGCCACACAGGGUCGCGUGAGCAAGUAUCCAAAGUUCGUGAAAUCUUACAAACUCUACUACAGCCAGGACGGGAACUCUUGGAAAAAACACCCUGUGCAAUACCGCGGCAACAUCGACACGAGCACUGUCACCAAGAAUACUGUCUUCCCAUCAUUCAUCGCGAGAUACGUCCGAAUCAAUCCGACAAGCUGGGAAUCAUCUAUUUGUCUGCGCGCAGAGAUUUAUGGGUGCCCAGUGACCCCACCCACGACCGAUCCACCAAGACCCCCUGUCACGGUAACGCCUAAGCCCUCUACAGACGCACCCUUACCGGCGUCCACUUCCAGGCCGCAGCCACCGGUCCCGACCAAGCUACCAGUUGUGCUUACUAUUCCGCCGAGGCCUAUAGGUCUAAAAUGCACAGAUAAGCAUGCGUCGUGUCCAUCGUUCGCUAAGAGCCGUCGUUGUAACGAAAAUUGGGUCAAGAAAAAUUGCAAACUGAGCUGUCAAUCAAAGCACUGUGACCGCGAGCCUGUCCGACCAAACGCACCAUGUUCUAACGCCUUGGGCCUGGGAUGGGAUAACAGGCUUCCCGACAGUGCAUUCACGGCCUCGUCACAACUCAACAUUGGCUCAUGGGAUGCCGGGGCGCGCAAUGCACGACUGUACGCUGAGGAUGAUUACAACACCAAGCGCGUUGGGGCCUGGUGCGCCGCGGACAGUGAUGAACAGUGGCUUCAAAUAGACCUGGGAAUGAAGAAGUACAUUUCUGCAGUUGCUACUCAAGGACGUGACAAAUACUUCGAGCACGUGAAAACCUUUUCCCUGGCCUUCAGUCAAGACGGUUUCCGCUGGGAUGACAUUAUGGAACUAGGAGAGAAAAAGGUGUUUAAAGGCAACUGUGAUCACUUUACACCGGUCGUUAACCGUCUCCCGUACGGUGUAUCAGCGCGGUUCGUACGAUUCUAUCCGAUCACCUCCAUGUACCCCUGCAUGCGGGUGGAGGUCUAUGGUUGCUGACGUGUGACGCCAAGUGCUGAUGUGACGUGACGUGACACUGCGUGACACAAGGUGCUGAUGUGACGUGACAUGACGCCAGGUGCUGAUGUGAUAUGACGUGACACUGCGUGACACUAGGUGCUGAUGUGACGUGACAUGACGCCAGGUGCUGAUGUGACGGGACGCCAAGUACUGAUGUGACGUGACGCCAUGUGUUGAUGUGACGUGACGUGAUACUGCGUGACACCAGGUGCUGAUGUGAUGUGACGUUACACCAGGUACUGAUAUGGCGUGACGUGACACCGGGUGCUCAUGUGAUGUGACGUGACACCAGGUGCUGAUGUUGCGUGACGUGGCACCAAGUGCUGAUGUGACGUGACGUGACACCGAGUGCUGAUAUGGCGUGACGUGACGCCAGGUACUGAUAUGGCGUGACGUGACACCAGGUGCUGAUGUGACGUGACGCCAGCUGACAUGGGUCGCCAAUAAUCAGCUUUGCAUUCGAAUAUUGUAAACACGAUGAUUUUCUGACUUUUGUCCUUAGCUGAUUAACUUGCAAGUUUCCUUAAAAAAUUAACAAAAAUACUCAAAUAGUGUAGCGUAUAUAGCGUAAAUUUCAACCAGCGAAAAACGCUUUUCCUAGUCUCAGCAAUGUUGUGAUGGGUCUGCUGUUUUAUGACAUUCAGUGGCGGAUCUAGAAUUUUUUCAACUGUCCAAUUAUCUGCCAUUAGAACAAGCCAGGGCUGUAGCAAUGGUGGAGCACUGGGGGCACGUGCCCCCUCCCCUCCCCCAAAUAUACCAGCAGGGGCGUGGCUGUGCCCCUAAUAUUUUCUUAACGUUUCUGUAUCGUGACCCCAAUUUCGAGGCCUGUUACGGCUCUACAAGCACCUCUCCCCUCCCCUCCUGUCGUUGGUGGCCGUUAACCACGACACAUACAUUAUUCUUGUAUACAAAUGACCAUAUAAAGCAUUUUUAUCAAGUUUGUAAUUCAUCCUACAUUCUUAGUCAAUGCCUGAUUUUGAGGACCCGAGUGGGCUUUGAUUGGUUAUGGCGUUUCCAUAGUAACUUGUCAGAGUUGAGCUCCAGCCUGUCAAUCUUAUUAAAAGGGUUGAAAGGA